AUGGACUCAAUAUUUUCACUGUCUUCAAAGAAGAAAUCACGCUCAAAGAUCCAAGCAGAUUAUGAGUGGAACGACGUUGACAAGUCAGCUAUCUCUGGCGGUUCCAUCUCUGCACCAAAUACCAAUCCAAAUCUCAAUUCCAAUUUAAAUUCAAAUAUUGAAUAUGACGCUAAUAAGGAUUACCCUUAUCGUAGCCCCACCCUUGAUUCAUAUCACAGCUCGUCCUCGAUCGACGCAGGUAGAUUACCCACCUCGUCAUCAAUGAUCUCCACUCUCCCCACCAAACGCAAUUCUAGGAUGCAAUCUGAUGGAAAUUCUCUCUUUUCAGGUCGCUCAUCGCAAUUCUCCUCUUUCUUGGGCAGCGGCGAUGCUUUUUACGAGGCUGGUCCUUCGAGGUCAAUAAACGACUUUAACUUAGCAAGUAUUGAAUCAUCCCCUUCAUUCAAUUCUGUAAGAUCCCAAAGCUCCUCCUCCAUGAGCAAACUUGGCACAGGUGGUAUCUCUAUAAAGAAUGUUGACUUACUCUCAGAGGCUGAGAUUGAGGAUCAUUUCGAUAUCUUUGUUCAAUCCAUAGCUCCGGGUGACUCUGAAGCUAAGAGACUCAGAGCUUUGCCUCAAGAUAAUAAGCGUGCUUUGCUUCAGAGUAGCGCCUUGAAGCAGAAGCAAGCUGUCAAGAGACACGGCAGAAGCGAAAAAUCCUCUACUUCCUCCCCACGUGCUUUUGUUGGGCAUGCUGAUGACCCCCCUCAAGCUUACAUUCGCAAAUUCCUCAGUGGUAACGUUUUACACACUGACGUUUCUCAUCUAUCCGUCAGCUUGCGUACAAUGCCUCUCGAGUGGCUGAAGGAAUUUAUUGAGCUUCGCGGUCCUUCCGUUUUGGCCAAUGUGUUACACACCAUCAAUCAUCGCACGGUUAAGAGAGAGGGCGACGCAAUACUUGAAGCAGAAAUCGUCAAGUGCAUGCGGCACGUGGUAAACUAUCCUUCUGGUGCUAGCGAUGUAUCCUCGCAACCAAUUAUUGUGACAUCCUUAGCGGCGUCUAUAAUGAGCCCACAACUUCAAACUCGAAGACAGGCUGUUGAAAUUCUACUCUUCUUGAUCUCUUGGGAUAAACCACGAGGCCACUCGAUUGUUCUCAGAUCAUUCGACGCACUGCAAACACAUUACGAGGAGAAUUCGAGAUUCGAUCCAUGGCUCAAAUCUUUCGAAGCUACCAUUGACGGUAGGGGUCGAAUGGGCUCGCUCGUGGGUGCAAGCGAUGAAUUGAAGAACGCUAUAUCUGCUGAUAGCAUGUUGGUUGAUUAUGCCGUGGUGAAUCUGCUUCUUGUCAAUCAACUCGUAUGCUUGCCGGAAGAUCCAGACGUACGUCAUUUUCUUAGAUCUCAGUUGGAAUUAUCUGGUUUGAAAAGAGUCACAGACAAAUUGAGGAGCCUUCAGCAUCCCCGUGUUGAGGACAUCAUCCUCGAGUACGAAGAAUUGGCUGAAGAGGAUCACGAGUUAUUAAUGCAAUCUCAGAAAUCACAAUUCUUUGGUAGUCUUACAACGACUGAAGACAUUUUUCGGGCUUUAAUAUCAUCUGUUGAAGGUUCCAGAGGUCGAGACUUAUUUCAUGCCGUAUUACAACACUUGCUACUGCUUCCAAGUGAUCCUGAGACAAAGAAUAGGUAUCUUCAAUUAGUGGAUAGCCUCAUAUCGUCAAUUGUGAUGGACGGGAAGGGUGGUGUUGCGACAGACUUCUCAUCGCUAGCUAACGUAUCUGUUGGAAAUGUUGUGUCUCGCUUUACCGAUCAGGACAGAAUGCAGAAGCUAGAGAAUCAGCUGGAAAAUGAACACGCGCAACACAUUAAAACCAGGAGACAAAAGGAUGCACUUGAGCAGGAGGUAGCGCUUUAUAAUGCGACUGACUUGCCUGCGUCGUCAUCUUCAGAUACGGUAUUAGUCAACACGCUUCAAAGGAAACUGAACGAGACGGAGGAAUCACUGAGUAUCUCGCGGGAGGCGAUGCAUAAAGUCCAAGAGCACUCUGAAGAACUUGAAGAUAGACUCCGCGAGAAGAUUACUGAACUGGAGGCACUCAUACGCGAAUUGUUUAAUCUGCUUAAGCAGACGAAAGGGUUCCAUGAUCUCAUAUCAGUUGAAAAUGAAGUUGGUAUUGAUGGGAAAAAGUCUCAGCAACGCGAGUUCGUCACUGCCCUUGAAAGACGACUUGCUCGGCACAAGACUGUUAAGAAGCUAGAGGGUACAGACGCAUUGAACGCAUUGAAUAAUGUCGAUGAGCAAGGAGCCGAGCAAGAAGCUGAACAAAUGGCAGAAAGUCCAAGCAAAAAGCCAAAAAUAGAGGUACCUAGCAAGGGUGAUCAGCCUUUUUCAAGAGGUGCUAAACUUGGACGCAGUCUGGGUGUAGUCAAAGCUCCACCACAGAACAGGGAUUCGGAAAGUUCAGGCAUCACAGCCACAAAGGAUGAGGGUCGUGCAUCACAAUUCAUGGACGCAGAAGAUGAAGAAGUACAGGAGCAUCACGUUAAUCUUGUCAGUAAAGGUAAGCUGACACCUAUGAGAUCAGAGCGUGAAAGCCCCAAGCAACCCAGCCCAAGGGUUCUACGAUAUCAGAACAUGCCAAAGGAUGUGGAUUACAACGUACAACAGCGAAAAGCAUUGGCUAGACCUAUGCCUUCAGGUAAACCUCAAAGAAGCAGUAAGAGGAUUUCGAGUGACAGUGCGAUUAUGAGUGUCCAACCUAGUAACGGUCCAUACGUGAGUAGUUCUCGGGAGAUUGAUGUAGAUAAUAGUUCGAUGUCAAUUUCCAAGACAGCACCAAGUCCACAAGAAAAGUCCAGUAAACGUAAAAGUCAUAAGAAACUUGGUAUAGAACCGGCCUACCUAGAAGAGAUUCGCAGCAGAGGCCGCAGGACGCCUUCAGGUUUACCCUUAGACGAAGACGAUAAAGAUGAAGACGACAGAUCAAAGACGGAUUCAGAGAUGCCAGCAGUUACUGAAGAAUCGCAGACUGACGAGGAGCAGUCUGAUGCAACUAUGACUCAUGCUAGCGGGUUUACUACCCAAAGUGACGAUACCCAAGUGACAUCCAUGGCCUCCAUUAAUGAAAACUCAUCAGAAACCCGCAACAAUGCAUUUGAAGCCAUGCUACAAAAGCAAACUAAGAACCUCAAAAAACACCAAGGGGUUGGUAGACCGGAUGUUACGGAUCAGACGUCCGCCACAAAUGAUAAAGAUCUUUUAUCUUCAAUGCCAGCAGCAGAAUCUACACCCCCUACAGCUCCUCCAGCUCCUCCAGCCCCACCGCCACCUCCGGUUGGAAAUCCUGCAAGUGCUAUGACAACAGGUGGCCUUAUACCUGUGCCGCCUCCUCCCCCUCCAGUCGGAAAUCCUGCAAGUGCUAUGACAACAGGUGGUCUUAUACCUGUGCCUCCUCCUCCUCCACCGGUCGGAAAUCCAGUAAUUGCCAUGGGAGCUGGUGGCCCUAUACCUUUACCGCCUCCCCCACCUCCAACUUCUCAAGCGUCAUCUCAGGGAGCUCCACCUCCUCCGCCACCACCUCCGCCACCACCAGGUACUACAACACCAAACGCCUCACUUGCGAACAUACUCAAGUCUGGUGGUCUACGUCAAGCAAUACCAGCUACUAACACCGGUCUUCCGCCUCCUCCGCCAAUCCCUCCCUCUUCACGACCUACUUCUACUAUGUAUAGUGCUCAUGCUCGUAAAGAGCUGCCUGACGCCGCGAGUCAGAAGAUGAAGCAGCUACAGUGGGAUAAAAUAAAUCAAAAUCAUCUCGGUAAGACUGUCUGGGGUCUUACGAACGAGGCUCCUGAAACAGAAUGGUUUAACCAAUUAAAGCGUGAUGGUGUGUGGAUUGAACUCGAAGAAGAUUUUAAGAGUAAGCAGAUAGUCCUCAAUUUGAUGAACAAGAAAAAGGACAAGGACUUGAUAAGUGUUCUAGACGUUUCAUCGCAGAAGAGAAUCGAAAUUGUGAUGCAGCGGGUAAAGCAAUACUCCCCCGAACAGAUCGCCUCAAAAAUCCUUUCAUUUGACGAGGACUUCUGUACGCAGACAUUCUUGAGCGAGUUGAAACCGGUUCUGCCGACUCCUGAACAGGCAGGUAAAUUGGCACCUUACAAGGAUGCAGGCCCUGAGGUUCUUGUUACUUUGCACCCUGCAGACAGACUAAUGGUUCAGUUGAUCAAGAUAGAAAGAAUGGGACCUAGAAUCGAGGGUAUGCUUUAUAAGUCUGUUUUCGAAGAGGUGUACAAUAUUCUAAGUGAAAGCGUUGAUGUAGUUCAUGAGGCAUCUGAAAGUCUAAUGUCUGCUCCAAGGUUUAUAGAAAUGUUGAAGCUGGUGUUACUGAUUGGUAAUUACAUGAAUGCUCAAGGUGUUAAAGGUGGAGCUUUCGGUUUUAAGAUCACCAGUUUAAAUAAGAUGGUUGAUACCAAGUCGACAAAUGGAACUACUUUGGUUCACUUCCUCGAGAGAACCGUAGCAAAGCAGUUCACUGACAUGGAGCUCUUCAUUGAUGAGUUGUCAAAGCCGGCUGAAGCUUACAGAGUAAAUUUGACGGAUGUGAGGAAAGGUCUAGGAGAUCUUAGAGAAGGGCUGAAACACUUGUUGUUGGAAUUGGAGAAUCACUUCAAUGAUCCGGAAUCUAUUACCCCUCGAGAUGGGUACCCUGAAAAGAUGUGGAAAUUUUCUGCAGUUGCUAAAGGGAAGCUAGAUGGCAUGGUUGACAGAUUAGCUUUGGCCGAUGCUUCGUAUCAGAACACUGCUCGCUUCUAUGGUGAACUUGACAAGUUACCAUCGACUUCGGAGUUCUUUGGUGUGUUUAAGCAAUUUCUGGCUUCUUACAAGAAAUGUAAAAAUGAGAACCAGACGUACGCAGAGGAGAAGGCGAGCAUUGAAAAGCGACGUCAAGCUAAAGAAGCUAGAGUUAAAGAAAGAGCAGCAAUACAAGCAGCUUACACGGACCCAGAGGGCGAGUCAAUAAUGGAUACAUUGCUCGACAAGCUCAAGCAAGGAGACACAGCGCCUAGAAGGCGAGCCAGGAAGGGAAACAGAAGGAGCUCUGUACCUCAUGCCUCGCAAAGUCAAUCAGAUUUAUCAGGUCCAGGUAAUGAAGCAGCUAUGGCAGCAGAUAUGUUGGCAUCACUGCAGAAUAAUGGAUUCCUGGCACCUUUAACAAAGACGAUAGAGGAGAGCGCAAAUGAAAACGAGGUGCAUACAAAUGAAGGUUCGUUGGAUAUUAGCGAUCGUAGCAGUACGUCACCUUUAAGCAACGAUCAAGACAGAAAAGAGGUUAGGUUCAACGAUGAUGAAAAUGAGGAACACAGCGAUGAGUUUGCAAAAGAUGCUGGGUAA
Wallemia ichthyophaga EXF-994 is the source of this 5370-nucleotide messenger RNA. Its product is annotated as Cytokinesis protein sepA. Gene Ontology annotation, molecular function: small GTPase binding; actin binding. Bases 1 to 5370 code for a protein of 1789 amino acids. NCBI's taxonomy places the organism in Eukaryota, Fungi, Basidiomycota, Wallemiomycetes, Wallemiales, Wallemiaceae. Gene Ontology annotation, cellular component: cell division site; mating projection tip. Gene Ontology annotation, biological process: barbed-end actin filament capping; mitotic actomyosin contractile ring assembly; actin filament bundle assembly. The record is from RefSeq and is a predicted model, not a curated record. The transcript has 9 exons.